Molecule: messenger RNA, 844 nt
Organism: Coprinopsis cinerea okayama7#130
Lineage: Eukaryota; Fungi; Basidiomycota; Agaricomycetes; Agaricales; Psathyrellaceae
Exons: 8
Coding region: 88-717 (209 amino acids)
Molecular function (GO): protein binding
Source: RefSeq, a predicted model, not a curated record
GUUCUUUCAAGUUCUAUUGCAAUCGAUAAACCAUUUACAGCUUUCUCUAAACCCUCAGUACCUUCCCCCUCCCGAACAAAGAUCAUAAUGUCUACAGAAGCAUCGAGCUCAGCAGGACCAUCAGCCCCUGUCGUGGACGUUUCCCCAGUCCAGCAAAAGGUUAACACCGCGAAACAGCUGAAGGACAAUGGCGAUCAGGCGUUUAAAGCAGGAAAGACGAAAGAAGCGUUGGGCUUUUACCAUCAGGCCUUGAUGUAUCUACACGGUCUAGACAAGAAUGCACUUCAGAGUAUUGGGAUGGGCUCUAAACCAGCAUCGCCCGAUGAAGCCAAGGACGGGAAAGACGCCAAAGUGAAGACGGAGGUCGACGAGAUCCUCGAGAAGGUCUACGCCAACAUGUCUGCAUGCCACUUGAAGAACGAGAACUGGCAGAGAGCGGUUGAUACGGCAGACAAGGCUCUCAAGAUUAACGAGAACAACUUCAAAGCAAUGUUCCGGAAAGGCAAGGGACUCGGACAGCAAGGAUUCUUCGAGAAAGCCGUCAAGAUCCUUGAGGAAGUGAAGACGAAGAACCCAUCAGACGCAGCUAUAUGCGACCAGGAAAUAGCGCGUCUUAGGGUCAUUGAUAACGAACGAGAAAGAGCCCACAAGCAGAAGCUCAAAGGAUUCUUGAACAAGGACAAAGCUAAGGCAGCUCUGGCUGAAGCACAUUCAUGAUUCAACGCCGCAGUCUGUGGAUUUGUCUACCUGCUUUCGAUCAUUGAUAUCCAGUUUUCGCAUGUGAUCGUAUCUACUAAUCCGACCCUUGCUCGCCGUUCAUUAUGUCAACUUCACCACCUUCUCA